ACCACCACCACCACCUCUUUCUUUCUAUGCAACUUCUGCAGACCCCAAACCCUAAUCACCUCUCAUUCCUUAUCCCUUGCCAACAACCAUGGCCAUGAAAAGACCUAAAAAAACCACCUAUCUCUUCUUCUUCUUCCUAUCCACUCUCCUCUUCUCCACUCUACUCUCCAAUAUUCCAGGUAUUCAUGCUGCAGAUAAACUAAAUAAUGUGAGAAGGUUGAUGAUAGGUUCAAUGGCUCCUACUUGCACUUAUAAUGAGUGUAAAGGUUGUAGAUUCAGGUGCAAAGCUGAGCAAGUUCCUGUGGAUGCUAAUGACCCUAUCAACAGUGCAUACCAUUACAGGUGUGUUUGCCAUGGUUGACAUGGCUUGCAUGGUAUUAAUUUAAUUAUACUAGUUUCUGUUUCUGCUUGUGCUCAUCAUUCAGAUAUAGUUGAGCAUUGUUUUUCUUAAUUUUCUCUGCUUCUGCUUUUGGACAUUUUGUAAUAUGUUGUCCUCUUCCUAUAUGUACUCUCUUUCUUUUUAGUGUUUAAUUUCAGAGGUUUUAUUUCUA
Molecule: messenger RNA, 551 nt
Organism: Dioscorea cayenensis subsp. rotundata (Guinea yam)
Lineage: Eukaryota; Viridiplantae; Streptophyta; Magnoliopsida; Dioscoreales; Dioscoreaceae
Product: EPIDERMAL PATTERNING FACTOR-like protein 9
Exons: 3
Coding region: 89-361 (90 amino acids)
Biological process (GO): positive regulation of stomatal complex development
Source: RefSeq, a predicted model, not a curated record